AUGGCUCGAUUGAGCGUUAUUGAGAAUUCUGGUUCCGGUCGCUCUUCGGCCCGAACGGCUGCUUUCCUUGCUCAGAUGCUCUUCGCGUCAGGGAUGUGUGCCACUCAGCCAUCCUUCAAGGCCGAGGCUUAUCAUUCGCCAAUAAAUUCUUCGUCGCCAAUCGACGAUCAGAAAGAGAGCCAGGAUGUUCGAGACAUGGCUGCAGCAUACCUCGCUAGCGGCAUUAUAGUUCUCAGCCUUAUCGCUUCCUUUUAUCGAAAGCAUAGUGCGCUACGUCCAGCCAAGGUUAUCCGCACUUUUAGGAAGAGGGCCGAAGCCAAGAGCUUUUGCAGGCCUACAGCGCCCAAGCAUCACAGCUUCUUCCAAUUGGAAACCCUAGACUACCGUCGACCUGAUCAUUCUGACAAAAUUGUGUAUUGGGAGUUAUAUCAACAGAACUGUCUGGAACCAUUCAAGCCAAAAUAUAUUGCCGAAGAAGACAACUUCCAUACUAACGUUCUCCUUAUUGAUUCUGGUAUUGAUAUAACCCACACAACUAUCGAUCUUCAGAUGGAAGAUGGCUUGAUUCAGCCAUGGCGGGACUAUACAAUCAUGAAUACUAAUGACACGGACACCGGUAUCAGUUCAUCAUUGGAGGAUGAAUUUGGCCAUGGGACUAGCGGUGCACAUAUUAUUGUGACGAUUGCCCAGUCGGCAGUGGUAUACUCUGCUCGUGUUUGUAAGAGUGAUUCUACAGAAGUUGACCCACUAAUCGUGGCGAAGGCUAUCAAUGACGCCAUAGAAAACCAAGAAAGCGCAGAAAACCAAGGAAGUGUAAAGUUUCAAUUCAUAAUCAUGCCGCUUGGAUUCCCUGAGGGAACUAUAGGUCUGGAUGUUUUGAAAAUAGCUAUUGAAGCUGCAUCCAAAAAGGGGAUCACUCUUAUCGCAGCUGCUGGGAACGAGGGAAAUUGCAAAAACCCUGCACCACCAGCGUGCUAUCCGGAGGUACUCUGUGCCCUCUCCUGUGAUGGAAAUGGAACACCAUCUGGGUUCAGCCCUUCUAUUCAGAUUAAUGCCGAAAAGAAGACGGAAUUCCUUGUGCCUGGCGAGGGGAUUGAGUGCGCUUGGAUCGAGCCGGGCAAAUGCCACCGGCAACAACGUUUCCCCAAACAUAUUGAUCCUCUAGGUCCUGAUGAGAAGGGCGGGUUUACGUAUGUAUCUGGCACCUCGUUCGCAUGCUCUGUUCUCGGAGGCAUUUCCAUUAAUAUCCUCGAGAGACUAUACGAGGUAGCUAUAAGGGAUUGUGGUCUAGAUGCGGAAUCUGCUAAGGAGGCAGUGGAUAGAGUAAGGAGGGAUCAUUUAAUAGAAAUUUUGGGUCGUAUGGAGAGACCGGAGCGCAGGGCUUACCUACUUGUCCCAACACAAGUCACCGACGAGGUUUUGAAGGGCUACCUUGAUAAAAGCCCAAGAGGAUUAACCGCCUCUAGUUGA
This is a messenger RNA of Orbilia oligospora ATCC 24927, 1470 nucleotides long. RefSeq lists its product as uncharacterized. Gene Ontology annotation, biological process: proteolysis. Gene Ontology annotation, molecular function: serine-type endopeptidase activity. The transcript has 3 exons. The coding region runs from base 1 to 1470 and encodes 489 amino acids. NCBI's taxonomy places the organism in Eukaryota, Fungi, Ascomycota, Orbiliomycetes, Orbiliales, Orbiliaceae. The record is from RefSeq and is a predicted model, not a curated record.